Molecule: messenger RNA, 1207 nt
Organism: Scheffersomyces coipomensis
Lineage: Eukaryota; Fungi; Ascomycota; Pichiomycetes; Serinales; Debaryomycetaceae
Gene: MPP10
Product: rRNA-processing protein
Exons: 1
Coding region: 65-1132 (355 amino acids)
Biological process (GO): rRNA processing
Cellular component (GO): sno(s)RNA-containing ribonucleoprotein complex; Mpp10 complex; nucleus
Source: RefSeq, a predicted model, not a curated record
AGAUGAUGAUGAAGAAGAAGAAGAGUUUGAAGGAGAAUUUAAUGAACAAGAAUAUGAUAAUGCCAUGGGUACUGCCAUGUUGGAUUUAUUUGAAGAUGAAGAAGAAGAAGAAUUGGAAACUUCAAAAUCAAGUGAAAAUUUAUCAUCUUAUCAAAAGCAACAACAAAAAUUACAAGAAGAAAUAGCCAAAUUAGAAGCUGAAUUAAUUGCUGAUAAGAAAUGGACUAUGAAAGGGGAAAUUGCUGCUAAAGAUAGACCCCAGGAUUCCUUAAUUGAUGAAUCUGAAUCAAGUAAUUUAAAAUUCGAUCGUACUUCCAAACCUGUUCCAAUCAUUACUGAUGAAGUCACAGAAACUAUUGAAGAUUUGAUUAGAAGAAGAAUAAAAACUGAAGAUUAUAAUGAUUUACCAAAACGUUUAAUAUCAGAUGUGUCUAAAUAUUAUCAAUCAAAACGAGAUAAAUAUGAAUUAUCAGAACAAAAAUCAUCUAAAUCAUUAGCUGAAUUAUAUGAAGAUGAAUAUACUAAAUCAAGUACCGAUGGAGGAGAUGCAGAAACCAAAAUAAGUGAUGAAGUUCAAAAGCAACAUGAUGAAAUCACUGAAUUAUUUAGUAGUGUUACUCAUAGUUUGGAUGCCUUAAGUUCUGCUCAUUUCGUUCCAAAGCCUCAUCAAUUUAAAACCAUUGAAAUUAAAGUUACUGAUGCUGUUAAUAUGGAAGAUGCUCAACCAUUGAAUGUAACUAGUGAAUCUCAAUUAGCUCCACAAGAAAUAUAUAAAAUCGGUGAUGGUAAACAAAAGGGUGAUGGAAAAGUGUUAUUGAAGUCAGGGUUAUCUUACUCUAAAGAUGAGUUAUCAACUGAUGAGAAACAAAGAUUAAGAAGAGCAGGUAAAAGAAAGAGAUCGAAAGAUUUCAACAAGAGAAAGGAAAGAAUUGAAGCUAAAGAAGCUGCUGAUAAAGCAAACUCUAAGGAUAGCAAUAAUCCAAAUAAACGUCAAAAAGUUAGUGCAGUUGUCGAUACAUUAUCUAAAGCUAAGAAUGUUACUGUUAUUGAUAAGAAAGGUCAAUUACGUGAUGUUAAAGGUAACCUUAAGAACAGUGGUGGAGCACAAGACUCCAAUUCAUUCAAAUUAUAGAUUAGUUAAGGAGAAGCUAUGUAAUAUUAUGUGUAGAGUAACUAGAAAGAAAAAAAUGCAUUUGCCACAUUAUAA